Messenger RNA from Leucoraja erinaceus (little skate), 6003 nucleotides. It is a transcript of the gene abcb6a, whose product is annotated as ATP-binding cassette, sub-family B (MDR/TAP), member 6a. The transcript has 20 exons. Gene Ontology annotation, cellular component: membrane. The record is from RefSeq and is a predicted model, not a curated record. NCBI's taxonomy places the organism in Eukaryota, Metazoa, Chordata, Chondrichthyes, Rajiformes, Rajidae. The coding region runs from base 363 to 2903 and encodes 846 amino acids. Gene Ontology annotation, biological process: transmembrane transport; heme transport. Gene Ontology annotation, molecular function: ATP binding; ABC-type heme transporter activity; ATP hydrolysis activity.
UCGGAAGCUUAUUUUAGUGGUACUACGGUAAUCCUGUGAAACUGGAGCAUAGACAGGGCCAAAGAUUAUAGAGGAUCUUUGGACAGGGCUGGCUGCAGGGAAAGUUGCGAUAGAUAGCGUCGGUAAACCGGAGACUGAGCCACCGUAGAAUGCGUAGCAUUCAAAGGGCGAUUGAAGGAAGCAAGAGAUUAAGCGUUGCAUUGAAGACGAAGAGUGGCGGCUGUCGUGAGUGAAGUGCCGGCCGGUCAUAGAGUCUGGCCGCUUUGGGGUGGCGUUGUUUCGGCAUUUACCCCCACCAAGUCUUCGGAGCGAGAAAUAUAACGUGAGCGAAACGUGUGUGUUGAAGCUGUGUGUUCGAAACCAUGGUUAAUCUUGAAGGUUACUGUGAAGGCAACUCAUCCUUGUCAGAAGUAUGGAUUCAACAUGGACUAUUCCCGUGUUUUUAUUUCACACUUGUUUCAACGGUACUUUUGAGCAUUGUCUUCUUUCUUGGUGCACUGCAGUGUGCUUGUUACAAUAUAUAUGGCACCAGCAUGGAGCCAAAGCACGUACCUCGCUCUCGUCUGUUUCACCUUCAGUUGUUGCUAACAAUAAUUCUACUGCUGCAGUUUGCAACCUACAUCCUCUGGCAGGUCUUCAGCUUGGACAUCAUCUACGGAUACAUGAUUGUAUAUUCUUGUCUAUCUCUCAUCGGAUGGGCAUGUACCAUCUUCCUACUACACUUGGAGCGCAGAAGGGUGAUGGUGCGAGACAGAACGCGUGGCCAUGGUACUAUUCUACUACUUUUCUGGGCUCUGGGAUUUGCAGCGGAGAAUCUGGCAUUUGUGUCGUGGGAAAGUCCUCUAUGGUGGUGGCCCCUGGACAAUACUGACCAGAAGGUACACUUUGGUCUGUGGAUGGUACGAUAUUUCUGUACGUUUCUGUUGUUUGCCCUGGGAUUGAAAGCACCAGGUUUGCCUCGAAGACCCUACAUGGUGAUCAUUAAUGAGGAUGAACGAGAUGUUGAAUGCAAUGAGCCUCUCUUAAAUCAGAACGCUAACCAAUCUACAUGGAAGGAUUUCUAUAAGAAGGUGCAAUUGCUUGUGCCGUACAUGUGGCCCAAAGGAAACAUCUUGCUGCAGAUCAUCGUUCUGUUAUGUCUUUUGUUGCUUGCAGUCGAAAGAGUCAUCAAUGUUUACGUGCCGAUUUACUACAAAAACAUAGUGAAUGAACUGAGUGAUGAAGCCCCAUGGAAGACCCUAGCCACGACCGUCUGCUUGUAUGUCCUCCUCAAAUUCCUGCAGGGAGGUGGUACAGGGUCAUCUGGAUUUGUAAACAACAUACGUUCCUUUAUGUGGAUUAAAGUCCAACAAUACACCAGCCGACAUGUUCAGAUCGGACUUUUUGCUCACCUUCAUUCCCUUUCCCUUCGCUGGCACCUUGGCAGAAAGACUGGGGAAGUCCUUCGCAGUGUGGACCGUGGCACCAACAGUAUUAACAGCUUGCUGAGCUACAUUAUUUUCAUCAUCUUCCCGAUGAUUGCUGAUAUUGUCAUCGCCAUCAUUUACUUCAGUACAAAUUUCAAUGCCUGGUUUGGACUCAUUGUCUUUAUAUGCAUGGUGUUCUACUUGACCACAACCAUUCUGAUAACAGAAUGGAGAACAAAGUACAGGAGAGAAAUGAACACCAGGGACAACGCGGCAAAGUCGAAGGCCGUUGACUCUUUGCUCAACUUUGAAACGGUGAAGUACUACAAUGCUGAGAGUUACGAGGUGGACCAAUUCAAUGAUGCCAUACUGAAGUAUCAGACGGCAGAGUGGAAAUCUUCUGCAAGUCUCCCAGUUUUAAACCAAAGUCAGAACGUGAUCAUUAGCCUUGGGCUGCUGGCUGGAUCCCUGCUCUGCGCCUACUUUGUAACCGAGGGAAAGUUUAAGGUCGGUGACUUUGUCCUGUUUGGAACUUACAUCAUUCAGCUGUACACACCACUUUAUUGGUUUGGGACCUAUUACAGGAUGAUCCAGACUUCAUUCAUAGACAUGGAGAAUAUGUUUGAUCUAUUCAAAGAGAAUCAGGAGAUUGCUGAUGAUGUCAAUGCAGGAAACCUCGACUUCAACGUGGGGAAGGUGGAAUUCGACGAAGUUUACUUCAGCUACCUGGAUGGUCACGAAAUCUUGAAAGGCAUAUCAUUCACCGUUCAACCGGGACGCACGCUGGCCCUGGUUGGACCCUCGGGUUCCGGGAAAAGCACAAUCAUCCGUCUCCUCUUCCGAUUUUAUGACAUCAAAGGAGGUUGCAUUAAAAUUGAUGGCCAAGACAUCUCAAAGGUGAAGCAGCGGUCUCUGCGUUCACACAUCGGGGUCGUGCCCCAAGACACCGUCCUCUUCAACGACAGCAUUAGAAACAACAUCCGCUACGGCAGAGUGACUGCCACUGACGAAGAUGUGGAAGAAGCCUCUCGGGCCGCCGACAUUCACGAACGGAUCAUCACAUUCCCCGAUGGUUACGAAACGCAAGUGGGUGAGAGAGGCCUGAAGCUGAGUGGAGGAGAGAAACAGCGAGUGGCCAUUGCCAGAACCAUCCUGAAGGCACCUCAGAUCAUUCUUCUGGAUGAGGCCACAUCUGCUCUGGACACACACACCGAAAGGAACAUUCAGGCCUCGCUUGCCAAAGUGUGUGCCAACAGGACUACGAUCAUCGUGGCUCACAGAUUGUCAACGGUGAUCAAUGCAGAUCAGAUCCUUGUGCUUCGGGACGGGCAGAUAGCGGAGAGAGGAAGCCACGAGGUGCUGCUGGCCAAAGAGGGAGCUUACGCUGAGAUGUGGAUGAAGCAACAGCAGUCGGAGACAGGGGACUCGUCGUCUGACACUGAGACCAAAGACAGGAGCACGGAGAAGUUGCAGCCACCCAGCAACAAGAAGGACUGAGAGCCAGCCGUCCCAACAGCAAGGUCCCUCACCAUGCAUGCAUGCCGUGAAUGUACUGGGCUGGCUCACACGAUCGACCCAAACACUCAUCAUGUGGUCCCAGAAGAAAAGAUCCCACUCAUUACAUGAUUUUCUUUAUAGGUUUUGGGAAUUAGUUUAAAGCUCUAACGUUUCAUUUGUAUUCUCAGACAUUCAUCCCAUGUGUUUCCCGAUUGGACUUAGGAUGUGUGUUUGUUCGUUAUGACAAGAGGCUUCUUGGAUAUUUUUUAUAAAGUAUGACAAGUGGUAAGAAGACGCAAAGGACACGCCAAGGACCCUGUUAAAACCGUGUAAUUAUAGACAAUAGACAACAGGUGCAGGAGUAGAGGCCAUUCGGCCCUUCGAGCCAGCACCGCCAUUCAAUGUGAUCAUGGCUGAUCAUCCACAAUCAGUACCCCGUUCCUGCCUUCUCCCCAUAUCCCCUGACUCCGCUAUCUUUAAGAGCUCCAUCUAUCUCUUGAAAGUAUCCAUAGAACCGGCCUCCACCCCCCUCUGAGGCAGAUAAUUCCACAGACACACGACUCUCUGUGUGAAAAAGUAUUUCCUCAUCUCCGUUCAAAAUGGCUUACCUCUUAUUAUUACAUUGUGGCCCUGAUUCUGGACUCUCCCAACAUCGGGAACAUGUUUCCUUCCUCUAGCGUGUCCAAACCCUUAUUAAUCUUAUAUGUUUUAAUAAGAAUCCCUGUCAUAGAAACAUAGAAAUUAGGUGCAGGAGUAGGCAAUUCGGCCCUUCGAGCCUGCACCGCCAUUCAAUAUGAUCAUGGCUGAUCAUCCAACUCAGUCAUCCUUCUAAAUUCUAGAGUAUACAAGCCCAGCCGCUCCAUUCUAUCAACAUAUGUCAAUCCCGCCAUCCCGGGAAUUAACCUGGUGAACCUACGCUGCACUCCCUCAAUAGCAAAAAUGUCCUUCCUCAAAUUUGGAGAACAAAACUGCGCACAAUACUCCAGGUGUGGUCUCACUGGGGCCCUGUACAACUGCAGAAGGACCUCUUUGCUCCUAUGCUCAACUCCUCUUGUUAUGAAGGCCAACAUGCCAUUGGCUUUCUUCACUGCCUGCUGUACCUGCAUGCUUACUUUCAGUGACAGAUCCCAUUGUACUUCCCCUUUUCUGUACUUCCCCUAAUUAUGAUUGAAUACAUUACCACGUGGUGUCUGAAAGUAAAGUGCUUAUUGCACUGCGCAGAUAAAAUAUCCAAAUGCAGUCACCCCUUUGUCAGUGUGUGUGUGCUGAGAUAGUUCAUCUCAGCUCGGGGAAGGGAACCUGUUACUCAGCAUUCUUGGGCAUGGGGAAAGGAUUGUGAAGCAGCUUCAUUGAUCUUCUGUGACCUUGUCAGAAGGUGCUUUCAUAGAGACACCAGGCAAGCAAAGGAACAUGUGUGUCUUGUUUAGCUGUGCCAUCAAAUGGCUUGACUGGUAGUAUUUCUCAGGUGUGAGCCUUCAUUCUUCUCUCUUGAUUGCCACCAUUAAGAAACAUAAAAACAUAGAAAAUAGGCGCAGGAGUAGGCCAUUCGGCCCUUCGAGCCAGCACCGCCAUUCAAUAUGAACAUGGCUGAUCAUCCAACUCAGUAUCCCAUCCCUGCCUUCUCUCCAUACCCCCUGAUCCCUUUAGCCACAAGGGCCACAUCUAACUCCCUCUUAAAUAUAGCCAAUGAACUGUGGCCUCAACUACCUUCUGUGGCAGAGAAUUCCACAGAUUCACCACUCUCUGUGUGAAAAAUGUUUUUUCUCAUCUCAUAGAAACAUAGAAAUUAGGUGCAGGAGUAGGCCAUUCGGCCCUUCGAGCCUGCACCGCCAUUCAAUAUGAUCAUGGCUGAUCAUCCAACUCAGUAUCCCGUACCUGCCUUCUCUCCAUACCCCCUGAUCCCCUUAGCCACAAGGGCCACAUCUAACUCCCUCUUAAAUAUAGCCAAUGAAGUGGCCUCAACUACCCUCUGUGGCAGAGAGUUCCAGAGAUUCACCACUCUCUGCGUGAAAAAAGUUCUCAUCUCGGUUUUAAAGGAUUUCCCCUUUAUCCUCAAGCUGUGACCCCUUGUCCUGGACUUCCCUAACAUCGGGAACAAUCUUCCUGCAUCUAGCCUGUCCAACCCCUUAAGAAUUUUGUAAGUUUCUAUAAGAUCCCCCCACAAUCUUCUAAAUUCUAGCGAGUACAAGCCGAGUCUGUCCAGUCUUUCCCUGCCUCGGAGAGGCAGAUUCUGUAAGGCUGCACUUCAUUUCGCCAUCGGCCCAACCUGCGUUGUGGUAGAGUUACUGCCUCGCAGCACCAGAGACCCGGGUUCGAUCCUGACUACGGGUGCUGUCUGUACGGAGUUUGUACCGUUCUCCCCGUGACCUGCGUGGGUUUUCUCCGGGUGCUCCGGUUUCCUCUCACACUCCAUAGAUGUACAGGUUUGUAGGUUAAUUGACUUCUGUAAACUGUCCCUAGUGUGUGUAGGAUAGUGUUAGUGUGUGGGAUGAUCGCUGGUCGGCACUGACUCGGUGGGCCCGAAAGGCCUGUUUACGUGCUGUAUCUCUAAAGCCUAAAAGUAAAUCAACUUUGCUUGGCUCACCCACAUUUCAAUUCUAUGAAAGUCAGUAUGUUAGAAUAUUGGCUGGGGACUAGAAUGGGCAGUUGAUAUAAUACUACGUAGACACAAAAUGCUGGAGUAACUCAGCAGGACAGGCAGCAUCUCUGCAGAGAAGGAAUGGGUGACGUUUCGGGACCCGAAACGUCACCCAUUCCUUCUCUGCAGAGAUGCUGCCUGUCCCGCUGAGUUACUCCAGCAUUUUGUGUCUACCUUCGAUUUAAACCCGCAUCUGCUGUUCUUUCCUACACGUUGUUAUAAUACUGCCCGUUUGCAUCAUCAUAUUGUACAAAUCUAUUUUCAACCCCACAUCUGACAUUGUACCUGUGAUAUUCAAUUAGUCAGAAUCACAUUUGUUCUCUAACUUUUGUUUAAGAAAGAACUGCAGCUGCUGGAAAAAUUGAAGGUAGACAAAAAUGCUGGAGAAACUCAGCGGGUGAGGCAGCAUCUAUGGAGCGAAGGAAUAGGUGACGUUUCGGGUCGAGACCCUUCUUCAGAUUG